AAGCCUAAACACAUUGGUGGGCACUAGGCAACAUUACGACCCACCCUGCUGGGCGUGGGUUUACUUCUAGUUCGGUUACUGGAUAAAGCGAUAAACCCCAAACCCCAUUUCCGUAUGCAAAAACCCUCCAAUUUUUUUUCCCCUUCUCUCUCUCUCUGAAGAAGCCUUCUAUUUGCUUCCCUUCCCUGCCACCGAAACCCAGUGCCUAGAGUAAAACCCCUUCUCUAUCUCCAUCUCUAGCACAUUCACCCCAACAAGGCAAGAAUGGCUUCAAUGUCUUCUCUAUUUCCUCCCGCUCUUUUCCGUCGCACCGCUAAACCCUCAAAUCCCACCCUUCUAGCUUCUAAAUCGACCCCCUUUUCUGCUUCUUUUGGAUUCGCAGUGUUGCCUCUGGUGCUAAACCCUAGAGGACCCGCAAAGGUACACGCCGUCGCCGGAGAAUCUGUCGUGUCGCCGGAGACGGAGAGGAGGCUCUACGUUGGUAACAUUCCGCGCACCGUCGACAAUUCGGAGCUCCAGGGCAUUGUGGAAGAGCAUGGCGCAGUUGAGAAAGCUGAGGUGAUGUAUGAUAAGUACUCAGGGAGGAGCCGCCGAUUUGCAUUUGUUACAAUGAAGACUGUUGAGGAUGCAAAUGCAGCUAUUGAGAAACUGAAUGGCAUGGAAAUUGGAGGACGACAGAUCAAAGUAAAUAUAACAGAGAAACCUUUUGUACCUGUUGAUUUGUCUCUUCUCCAGGCAGAGGAAUCCGAAUUCAUUGAUAGCCCCCACAAAGUUUAUGUUGGUAAUCUUGCAAAGACAGUAACGACAGAUACACUCAAAAAAUUAUUUUCUGAAAAGGGUAAGGUCCUUGGUGCAAAAGUUUCGCGAGUUCCAGGGACUUCAAAAUCCAAUGGGUUUGGGUUUGUCACUUUCUCUUCAGAGGAAGAGGUAGAAGCUGCCAUUACGGCUUUUAACAAUCGUUGGUUCGAGAAACAGCAGCUUCGUGUAAAUAAAGCGUAGUAUAGCGGAGCAGGUGUGGGCAAGCAUCCCGUAGCUGGUAGCAGCUCAGUGCCUACUCUGUAUCUAUCCCUUGUACUGAAAAUUUAUAAUGAUCUUUAGAUUUAUUUUGUACCUGAUGUGUUGAUCAUUUUGAACUAUCUGUAUCAUAUUGUGAAGAAUUGAAAGAAAAAAAAAAAAAAAAAAAAAGGGCUUCCCUGAACAGUGAUGAAUGAUGUGUCCUUUUUCACCAAGAAGCAUAGAGAAGAAAUAUAGUGUGGACAUUCUCUAA
Malania oleifera is the source of this 1267-nucleotide messenger RNA. RefSeq names its product small ribosomal subunit protein cS22. Gene Ontology annotation, molecular function: mRNA binding. The coding region runs from base 265 to 999 and encodes 244 amino acids. The record is from RefSeq and is a predicted model, not a curated record. Gene Ontology annotation, cellular component: cytosol. The transcript has 4 exons. Lineage: Eukaryota; Viridiplantae; Streptophyta; Magnoliopsida; Santalales; Ximeniaceae.